UUAGCAAUCAUGUAAAUAAAUUAGGGAAUCAGCCAAACCGGUUGAUUUAUUUUCCAAUCCUCAAUAUCCCCUCCGACAAUCUCGUCCGCCAUUAGAGCCACCUUAAUCAAACGCAAUCACACACCAGAAAAUCCCUUUCUUUCAAUUUAGGGUUUCUCAAAUUCGCUCUUCAGGUACAAUCGAUUUUUCCUAAACUCUUUCGAAUUAAUUUCUUUAUCUUCCCUAGGGUUUAUUCAAUUGGGUAUAAAAUUCAAUGGGGAAGAACGAAUUUCUAACCCCAAAAGCAAUCGCAAAUCGAAUCAAAGCAAAAGGUCUCCAGAAACUUCGAUGGUACUGUCAAAUGUGUCAAAAACAAUGCCGAGACGAAAACGGGUUCAAGUGUCAUUGUAUGAGCGAGUCUCAUCAGAGACAAAUGCAGAUUUUUGGGCAAAACCCAGAUCGAAUCGUAGAUGGGUAUUCAGAGGAAUUCGAAAGUACGUUUCUUGAUCAUAUGAAAAGGAGUCAUAGGUUUAGUAGAAUUGCUGCAACUGUUGCAUACAAUGAGUAUAUAGCUGAUAGACAUCAUGUUCAUAUGAAUUCUACUAAGUGGUUGAGUUUGACUGAGUUUGUUAAGCAUUUGGGGAGAACUGGGAAGUGUAAAGUUGAUGAGACCCCUAAAGGUUGGUUCAUUACUUAUAUUGAUAGAGAUUCCGAGACCCUUUUUAAGGAUAGGAUGAAGAAUAAGCGGAUUAAGGCGGAUUUGGCGGAGGAUGAGAAGAAGGAGAGGGAGAUUAUGAAGCAGAUUGAGCGGGCUGAGCAGUUGAUGCCUAUCGCGGAAGGUGAGGGUGAGGGUGAAGGUGAGGAGAGGGUGGACGAGAAGGAAUUCCCAGGUGGGAAAGUGGCAUUUGCGCUUGGAGCCGGGUUGUCGAAACCUGUUGGGGUAGGAGGGUCAGGGGAGGGGCCGAGGGUUGUGUUUGAGGAUGUCGCGGAGGGGGAGAAAGCGAAGAAGAGGACUAAAUAUGGUGAUGGUAAUGCAGCUGUAAAGUCAGCUUUGGAGGAUAUGAUCAAGGAGGAUGAGAAGGUUAAGGAGCGUCAUAAUCGGAAGGAUUAUUGGUUGUGUGAGGGGAUUGUUGUUAAGGUUAUGAGCAAGAAAUUGGCUGAAAAAGGGUAUUAUAAGAAGAAGGGGGUUGUCAAGAAGGUUAUUGAGAAGUAUGUUGGUGAAAUUGAGAUGAUUGACACCAAACAUGUGCUUAGAGUGGAUCAAGCUGAGCUUGAGACCGUUAUUCCUCAGAUUGGUGGUUUGGUGAAGAUAGUUAACGGGGCUUAUCGAGGAAUGAAUGCUCGGUUGCUCUCUAUUAAUACUGACAAAUAUUGUGCCAAGGUCCAGAUAGAGAAGGGUCUAUAUGAUGGAAGAGUUCUUCAAGCUGUGGAUUAUGAAGACAUCUGCAAACUUGCUUAGUGAAGAGGACAGAUUGUGCCAGCCAUCUCAUCUUUGUAAUGUAUUGCUGAAUUUGCUGGUUGAUUUUAUCUUACUCCUGAUGUUAUCACAAUGCAAUUGUAUUUUUCUUUGCAGCACAUAUGAAACAAUCCUUUUUGCUAUUUAUAUUCUCAGUAAUUGUUCUUCAAUGGUGAAAUUUGGUUAUAGAUGGUUUUUUGGUAUAUGUAUCUUUUGUCAGAACUUAUAGUGUGUGUCAUUUGCUCUUGGAUUUUACUGUAAUCUGUCAUGAGUGUGUUUCUGGUGUAGUAUGUCUAAGCUGAGAUUCCCAUUUUUAGUUUCACAGGUUACUAUUUGUAUGCUUUGUCUCAAGGAAUUUCUCUCUUGUGAUAGUAGAUACUCUGCAUUUAGUUUUCUUCUUAUACUUCUAUGAGUUCUAUCAGCGGUUAUGAUCA
This is a messenger RNA of Chenopodium quinoa (quinoa), 1869 nucleotides long. RefSeq names its product KIN17-like protein. Gene Ontology annotation, biological process: DNA replication; DNA damage response. Gene Ontology annotation, molecular function: double-stranded DNA binding. Gene Ontology annotation, cellular component: nucleus. NCBI's taxonomy places the organism in Eukaryota, Viridiplantae, Streptophyta, Magnoliopsida, Caryophyllales, Amaranthaceae. The coding region runs from base 254 to 1438 and encodes 394 amino acids. The transcript has a single exon. The record is from RefSeq and is a predicted model, not a curated record.